Messenger RNA from Dryobates pubescens (Downy woodpecker), 1547 nucleotides. Its product is annotated as zinc finger protein 777-like. Gene Ontology annotation, molecular function: DNA-binding transcription repressor activity, RNA polymerase II-specific. Bases 89 to 1525 code for a protein of 478 amino acids. The record is from RefSeq and is a predicted model, not a curated record. The transcript is spliced from 5 exons. Lineage: Eukaryota; Metazoa; Chordata; Aves; Piciformes; Picidae. Gene Ontology annotation, biological process: negative regulation of transcription by RNA polymerase II.
GGCUUCUAGGUGAAUCCAGUGGGGCUGCCUGCGGGGCUGGGGGUCCCUCCUGCCCCCUCCAGCCCCAGCCCUGUGCUCCCAGGUGCCGAUGGCUUUCGAGGACGUGGCAGUGCGCUUCAGCAGGCAGGAGUGGGCCGAGCUGGACGACGAGCAGAGGGAUUUGUACCGCAGCGUCAUGGAGGACAACUACGAGAUGCUGAUGUCCCUGUACUGUGACCUCUCCAAGCCUGACCUCAUAGCUCAGAUGGAGGGAGGAGAGCUGAGCGUGCCGGUGGAGCCAAACCUGGAGACAAAAGAUGUGUCCCCAGCACCAGCUGUAGAAGCAGAGUGCCUGAGCUGUGUGAGUGGUGAUGGUCUGAUGGAGAUGAAGAGAAAGGAGUCUUGCAUGGAGACCUCUCUGCACCUAGAGGAAAGGAGCAGCCCUGUGGUGGCACUGUGUGAUGAGAAGUCUCAGCACCUAGAGGACAGGAACAGCCCCAUGGUGGCAGUGAUCAGCAGUGCAUCACAGGUCCCACUUGAAGCCACUGCUGUCCCUGCAGGUCUCAGCCAGCCAGCUCCAUCCCCUUCCUGCCCUCUCACCACACAAUGUCAUGAAGGAGUGAGUCUGAGCAGGGGUCCAUCGCCUCCUCCUGCAGCAGAUGCCGAGGAGGGGAUCCCCAUGGAGGUACCUCCGGAGGAGGGGACCGAAAGCAAGCCAAGAGUGCCUGAAGCGGCCUCGAAGGCUCCAGAAGAGGAAGGGAAGGUGAAAGGUGCAGGGCAGGGCAGCCCGGCGCCGGCAGCAGACGUUCCCACGGCGGCAGGCAGGCAGAUGCCGGAUGCCUGCGGAGCUGUGGCCCGGGCGGAUGCCGGCGGCGCCGUCCCGGGAGAGCCGGCGGAGGGCCGAGCGGCCGGCUUCCAGCGCAGCUCCUGCCGAGAGAAGUCCUACUCCUGCCUGGUGUGCAAGAAGAACUUCCUGCUGAAGAUCAACCUCCUCAUCCACCAGCGGGGCCACAGCAACGACGUGCCCUACGCCUGCCCCCACUGCGGCCGCACCUUCAUGGCCAAGAAGAAGAUCCGGCGCCACCUCCGCGCCCGGGCGCUGAAGGGCUGCUGCCAGCCCCCGGAGGGAGAGGAGUGCCCCAGCCGGGCACCCUGCCCGGCCCCCCAGCCCCACGCCACCCCCUGCCAGAGCGUCUGGGGCAAGCCCAACCCCGGCAGGUGCCCGCGGUCGCCCGCCAAAGUCAUGUACAGCUGCAGCGACUGCAUGGAGAACUUCUCCAGCCAGAGCUUCCUGAUCCUGCACCAGCGCCGCCACACCAAGCACCACGGCAUCCUCUGCCCCUGCUGCAACCGCAGCUUCCCCUGCGCCUCGGCCUUCGUCCGGCACCACUGGUCCCACACCGGCUGCCGGCCCUACCAGUGCGGCAUCUGCCAGAAGACCUUCAAGCGGUGCUACCACCUCAGCGUCCACCAGCGGAUCCACGUGCGGCAGGAGAGGCCCUUCCCCGGCAGGGACCAGCUCCCGGUGCCGGCAGCCGCGGUGUAGCCGCUGGCCCGGGGGUGGGGGG